GGAUUGAGUGACGUCAUGAAAGUUGUAUUGCUUUUAGCUAAUUUAAUAUUGAUCACUCUGGGCCUCCGUACAUUUCACCUGUUGGUUCUUCCUGCAGACGAGUUCGACGAACUGCUGUCGGACAACAAGACGGUGAUUCUGCAGAACAUCUCCGACGAGCUGAGAGGGCGCCUUCCGGCCGACGCCAUGUUCCCCUCUGAGACUACCGCGUACAGCACGAUGCAGCAGCGCUCUCGGCCGACGGUUCACGUCGACAGUUUCCUGUAUGAUGAAGAUCAGGUGGACUCUCUGUGUGAGGAGGGAACCAUGAGUCGCUCCUACUGUCUCACCUGCGGAUCCUACAGAACCGCGCCACUUGACUUCAUCUCGCACUCGUUCUCGAUACCUGAGCUUCGGUUUCUGUUCGAGAACGUUCUUCCAGACCUGAGUGGUCAGAUGCUGGUGGACGUGGGCUCCAGACUGGGAGCGGUCCUGUACGGGGCGUACGUGUUCAGCUCGGCCUCUCAGCUGAUCGGUUUGGAGCUCAGCGACGAGUUCGUCAAACUGCAGAACGACAUCCUGCAGAAGUACAAGCUGACGGACCGAAUCAAGGUACUCCACACUGACGUCUGCCUGCAGAACGUUCUGCUGCAGAACACGGACGUUCUCAUCAUGAACAACGUCUUCGAGUUCUUCAUGGAACCCAGUGAACAAGUCAGAGCGUGGAGGUUCAUCAUGGAGAACUUCAGGAAGAAAGGAUCUCUGCUGGUCACCGUUCCCAGUCUAAUGGAGAGUCUGAGCCCUCUGCAGCAGGAGGCGCUGCAGCCCGGCUGGGUGGAGGAACUUCCUGUGGACUACGAUGUUUACCUGGGCAGAGACACGGACCCUGACGCUCUCCGGCAGAUCCACCUGUACAGGGUGGUCUGAUCUGAACCGGUCUGGACUGAACUGCAUCGCUGUUCCUGGACUGUUCUGGACCGGGGUUCUACAGGUCCCGGCUCCGGACCGGGGUUCAGGACUCUUUAAUCCUUGAAUAGUGUUGGAGGACUGAGCAAGAGACCAGAGCGAGCUGUGACCCCGUUAAAAGUGAACUCAGUAAUGGUGACAUCACCACGAGUGUGAACUCCCUGUGAUGUCACUCUGCUCACGUUGUUGUCAUGGAAACCUCAGGUGUGUCUGUAAUAAAGAGUCGAAGAGAAACGG
Molecule: messenger RNA, 1182 nt
Organism: Micropterus dolomieu (smallmouth bass)
Lineage: Eukaryota; Metazoa; Chordata; Actinopteri; Centrarchiformes; Centrarchidae
Exons: 7
Coding region: 16-906 (296 amino acids)
Molecular function (GO): methyltransferase activity
Source: RefSeq, a predicted model, not a curated record